GAUAACGUGCUAUACUUUUUGGGUAAGGAAAGAUGAUACAGAGGGACCUCUUCUUCCUUCUGUGGCCAACUUCUUUCCCUAUAAGAUAACUGAUAAGGGUCGAAGUCCUUUUUUGCCAGUAACCUUACUGGACCAUUUUCCGGACUGUACAGAAACUGAAUUAUUGAAUUCGUUACCUACCUUCAAUUAUUGUCCAUGUUCUCUAUUCCAAGCUCUCUUUCUUUCUUUAGCUCGCUCAAAGCUUUGAAGCUCUCUCAAGUCUCGAAUCUUUCAAGGUAUUUAUACUUUUUUAUUUUUGAAUAUUUUGAUAGUUGUUCAUAUGGUUAGUUUAAAUUGAAAUGUUGAGGCCUGCAACUCUUUCACUGCUUUCAGUUCCUAUUUUAUACAUUUCCUGGAAAGUAACUUUCCCUGAAACCUUUCACCAAUGCCUUAUCAAACAUUCUGACCUCACCCAUCCAAUCUCUGAAGCUAUAUAUAAUCCCCAGAACCCCUCAUAUUCUUCUGUAUUGCAAUUUUACAUUCGAAAUCUUCGCUUCAACACAUCCUCGACUCGAAAACCAGACGUUAUACUAGCUGCAUUGCAUCAGUCUCAUGUCCAAGCUGCCAUACUUUGUGGUAAAAAACAUGCCCUGUUGAUGAAAAUUAGAAGUGGGGGUCAUGACUAUGAGGGAACAUCUUAUGUGUCGAGCGUCCCGUUCUUCCUCCUAGACAUGUUCAAUCUUCGUUCGAUUGAUAUCGACAUUAAAAACGAGAGCGCUUGGGUUGAAUCUGGAGCAACUCUGGGUGAAUUACUAUAUGGAAUUUCUGAAAAAAGCAAAACUCAUGGCUUUCCAGUUGGGGUGUGUCCUACAGUUGGUGUUGGUGGGCACUUGACUGCAGGUGGGUAUGGUAACAUGAUGAGAAAAUAUGGACUGUCAGUCGAUAACGUUAUCGAUGCUAAAUUUGUUGAUGCUAAAGGGAGAGUUCUGGAUAGAAAAUCCAUGGGUGAAGAUCUGUUUUGGGCUAUCAAAGGAGGGGGAGCAGCUAGCUUUGGAGUUGUUCUUGCUUAUAAGAUUAAGCUGGUUCAUGUUCCGGAAAUUGUCACUGUCUUUCAGGUUGAAAGAACUCUAGAACAAAAUGCCACUGAAAUUGUGUAUGCCUGGCAACAUGUUUCACACAAGCUUCAUGAAGAUCUCUUCAUCAGGCUUGUUCUAGAUGUAAUAAACAGAUCCCAAACUGGCGAAAAGACGAAGACCCUAAGAGCUUCAUUCGUUUCCUUGUUCCUCGGUGAUUCCGAGAGACUCCUCUCCAUCAUGAAUCAGAAUUUUCCUGAACUGGGGUUAACUCAAUCAGAUUGCAUUGAAAUGAGUUGGAUUCAGUCAGUAGUUUACUGGUCUACAUAUUUUCCUCUUGGGACGCCUGCCGAAGUUUUGUUACAUCGAAAGCCUCCAAAACUGACUUCUCUGAAGAGAAAGUCAGACUAUGUGAAGGAGCCGAUCUCAAAGGAUGGCCUAGAGGGGAUCUGGAAGAAAAUGAUCGAAUUAGAGAAGCCAUACUUGAUAUUCAACCCUUAUGGUGGGAAAAUGGCUGAGAUUCCUGCAACAGAAAUUCCAUUCCCACAUAGAGCUGGAAAUUUAUGGAAGAUUCAGUAUGUAACAAAUUGGAAUGAAGAAGGAAUUGAUGCAGCAAAUCACUACUUAGAUUUGACCAGGAAACUUUACAAUUACAUGACUCCUUUUGUGUCGAAGAAUCCAAGACAGGCGUUUCUGAACUACAGGGAUCUUGACUUGGGGAUCAAUAGCCACAAUGAAAAGACAAGCUACAUGGAAGGAAGAGGUUAUGGCAUCAAAUAUCUUAGGGAUAAUUUUGAUAGAUUGGUGCAAAUUAAGACUAAGGUUGAUCCUGGUAAUUUUUUCAGGAAUGAACAGAGCAUUCCAGUUCUUCAUCAACUAAAUGAAGUAGAAUAAAGACAAUGUUUUAGCCUUGUCUUUCUAGCUAUUUUAAUUGCCGCUUGUAAGAAUAAAAACCCUUGUUCUCUGUUAAUAUAUUGUAUAUUUGUCUUAGCUUUGAUAGAUUUUAUGUUGAAUAUGGUGUAUACUUCUCUUAACUUUGAUGGAUUGUUUGCCUAUGACGACUCAUUCAGAGUUCCAAUGUCUAA
Molecule: messenger RNA, 2137 nt
Organism: Pistacia vera
Lineage: Eukaryota; Viridiplantae; Streptophyta; Magnoliopsida; Sapindales; Anacardiaceae
Product: berberine bridge enzyme-like 8
Exons: 1
Coding region: 339-1946 (535 amino acids)
Molecular function (GO): oxidoreductase activity; FAD binding
Source: RefSeq, a predicted model, not a curated record